GCGGCCAUGACGGGCGACGGCACGGGCGGGGGGGCGCACGAGCCCGGCGCGGGGGGCGGCGGGGGCGGGACCCUGGGCGUCCGCUGGGGCAACGUUCUUUCCGACAAGGAGGAGCUGAUGGACACGCUGGACGACGAGAAGGACGACGGGGCGGGAGGCCGCAUGUCGGCGGCGGGCCUGGGCCGCAUGCAGAGCCGCUCCAUGACCUCGCUGCCGCCGGAGCCCUUCAUGAUCAUGCGGUCGAAGGCGCUCAACCGCCGCGUGCAGCUCAACGUGGGCGGUGUGCGGCACGAGGUGCUGUGGAGGACGCUAGAGCGGCUGCCGCACACCCGCCUGGGCCGCCUGCGGGAGUGCAACACGCACGAGGCCAUCAUGGAGCUGUGCGACGACUACUCGCUCAUCGACAACGAAUACUUCUUCGACCGGCACCCGCGCUCCUUCUCCUCCAUUCUCAACUUCUACCGCACCGGCAAGCUCCACCUGGUGGAGGAGAUGUGUGUGCUCGCCUUCUCCGACGACCUCGAGUACUGGGGCAUCGACGAGCUCUACCUGGAGUCCUGCUGCCAGCACAAGUACCACCAGCGCAAGGAGCACGUCCACGAGGAGAUGCGCAAGGAGGCCGAGUCGCUAAGGCAGCGCGAGGAGGAGGACUUCGGCGACGGAUGGUGCGCGCCCUACCAGAAGUUCCUGUGGGACCUCCUGGAGAAGCCACAGACGUCCCUCGCGGCCCGGGUGCUGGCUGUGAUCUCCGUGAUCUUCAUCGUCAUGUCCACGCUCGCUCUCGUGCUCAACACUGUGCCGAGCUUUCAGGGUCCGGAGCAAGGAGACAAUGAGAAACUGGCCAUGGUGGAGGCCGUUUGUAUCACAUGGUUCACACUCGAGUAUCUUCUGCGGUUCUCCGCAAGCCCCAACAAGUGGAAAUUCUUUAAAGGGGCAAUGAACGUUAUAGACUUACUCGCCAUCCUCCCUUACUUUGUUUCCUUGUUCCUUAUAGAAUCCAACAAACACACAGACCAGUUCCAGGAUGUGAGAAGAAUUGUUCAAAUCUUCAGAAUCAUGAGAAUUCUCAGAAUCCUUAAGCUAGCCCGACAUUCGACGGGUCUUCAAAGUUUGGGUUUCACACUGAAAAAUUCAUAUAAGGAAUUAGGUUUGUUGAUGUUGUUUUUAGCUAUGGGCGUGUUAAUCUUUUCGAGUCUCUGCUACUUUGCGGAAAAAGACGAAAAUCCUGUGUACAAAAGUAUCCCAGAGACUUUCUGGUGGGCGGGUAUUACCAUGACGACGGUAGGGUACGGAGACAUGUAUCCUAUCACACCCCUGGGCAAGGUCAUUGGGUCCGUGUGUUGUAUCUGUGGUGUGCUGGUCAUUGCGCUGCCUAUUCCCAUCAUCGUCAACAACUUCGCCGAGUUCUACAAGAAUCAGAUGCGACGCGAGAAGGCCCUCAAACGCCGCGAGGCCCUCGAGAGAGCCAAGCGGGAAGGAUCCAUCGUCUCCUUCCACCACGUGAACCUCCGCGACGCCAUCGCCAAGUCCAUGGACCUCGUGGACGUCAUCGUGGACACAGGUCACAACAUGUCCCAGGCAGAUGCCAAUUCGGUGGCAGGGGAAUCCAUGCGUGCUGGCCAGACCGGCACGGGAUGUUACAAAAACCACGAACACCACAUGGGUCGCCUGCAGAAGGAGGCUCGGCAGGGGGCGGGCGUGAACGCCGCCGCCCCUGCGUCGAACAUUCUCGAUAUCCCGGCCACCGAAGAGACGAGGCCGCCGGGCUCCCCCGAUUACCAGACGCCGGAGUUGAAGAGAAAGGAACGCCAGCUUCUAGCACUCGGAGACACAGUCAAUGAGCUUGAUUGUUGUUUUUGCACAGUUAAGGACUACAAGGAGUUCAUAGAUGCGGAAUGCCUGGUGCCGGCGCCCGUGACCGAGGCCCCACACCACAUAGAGCUCCGGCCUCUCAAGACGGAGGACGGAGGAGGAGCGUCGGGGGGCUGCACCGUCGACCUCGCUUCCAUGGACUCCACUGACACCUUCGCCUCGUGUCCCACCCACCCCUUCAACUCUCAGGCGGACCUUACCGACGACCCGCCCAAUAACAAAGAUUCGAACCUGUACGUCAACCCUCUGGAUGCCGACGGCUACCAGUCUCCCUCUUCCACGACCGCUGCUGCUGCGCCUUCAACUGCCACCGCGGCCGUGGGGCCUCGCACGCCCACGCCCAGAUCGUCGCCUCGCCACCGCGUGAUCCACCGCCCGCAGGCCUACACCACUGACUCCUUCGACGACACCCGCAGCACCGACAACCUCCUCGGAAGCAGCCGGUCCUCGCUGCAGGACUCGCCGCUGCCCAAACACCGCCGCGCGCGCUUCCAGGAGGAGAAGCCGCGUCCGUUCAGCCGUCUGCUGGAGUCUGUGGAGCGGGCCAGGGCUGCGAGGGAAGGUUCAUCUGCCGACAAGGCCAACAAGAUCACCAACAGAGGUCGUAGCGGUAGCAAAUCAUCGCUAGGCGGAGACUCGCUGGACUCGCGGCGCUCCCACGGCUCGCCCGAGCGGCGGAAGUCCAUCCUCAAGCACCGGGACCCUGAGACCGAGCAGCUGCUGCCUGACCUCACCUUCGAGCCUCCUCCGCCGCCGGCAGGGGACCAUGACAAGCUAGGGCGCCCCUCCCUCAAGGGCAUCGGGCCCAGGGCGGGCGGAAAGCCUCACGCCCUCCCCGUCAAGUUCGUGGGCGUGGACGAGGAGGAGGACAGCAACCGCCCGCGCCGCACCCUGCCCCGCUCGCCCAUGCCACGGAGACACCCGCAGCGAGCGCCUCUGGCGGACUUGCUGGCGGACUUCGCGGGGCAGGAGAAGGCGGCGCGGGACGAGGCUACGCCCGAGAACAUUCUCAAGGACUCGCUUGAGCCCAAACUGGCGGCGACUCUCGACCAGCGCAACGCCAACCUGGUGCUACGCUGCUCCAAGGCGCCCUGCCUGUACAACCAACCUGCCUCCACCUCGCCCAUGGCCACGUCUCCUGACGAGGUUGGCGAGCCGCGACUCUGCCUGUGCGGGGCGCCCAUGACGCGCGUGGCAGCGCCCGCCCACGCCACCUCCGCGCCCUCCAAUGCCCUCCCGAACGCCCGCCCAGUCACCGAGAACUGCCUCAUGAUGGACGACCUCAACAACGGCCCGGCCACGCUGCGCGACAUCGACGACUUGCUGUUUGCGGACCACACGCCCACCGAGGAGACGCACCUUCUGGACCGCUCGCUCUCCAUCCCUCACAACGCCUCCGGCCUCAACACCUAGCUGUUGCUUCGCCUUCGUGGAAGGACACCCCGGCCUUCCAAUGAAAGGGCUGGAAAGAGACGCGAGACUAAGUGGAGGAUUGAUCUAGGUCAUCCAUCCACGAACCCUGCGACGAUGCUGCAGACAAUUCACGAGGGGGAAUCACCAUCAAGCACCUGAAAGCGAGUGAAGACAAGGCUCUCUUCCGCCAAACGCCAAAGGUUCGCCAAAUAGGAACGUGUUUUCGCGUGAGGAAUCCGCCACAAGCGUCGUCGUCGCCGAGGCCAGUUACUCCAAUAACAAUGAGGCGUAUCUCUUCAUGCGGGAGCGAGAUUGGCUUCUUCCUAGCAAUAAAAUCACUAAAUACUUAAAUAAUUGCUCAUCUCGUUGUUGAAAAAGGUUCGAUUUUUUUUAUUGAUGUAUGUAAUUAAUUAUUUAGUAUAUCCCAGAAAAAGCCAUAAGAAAGCGGACAAAACUAAUGUUAAGAAGCUUUCGGAGGAGAGUGGGCCAACUGCCCCUCCCUCUUGGGCUGGGAGGAUGGCGUCGUUUGGGAAUCAGCAGUAAGCUCUGUGCAAACAAACCGUCUGUUUCAAAAUGUUACACUUAUCCAUACAAACAGUUAGGAAACCAAGCCUUAUAAACCAGCGAGUGGGCAGUUGUCUUUGGUAGGUCUGCCUGACACCAACAGUAUUGCAGUUAAAGUAAGUUGAAAUGGCCCUCGGAUCGCUCUGGAGGGGAGUUCUCGGGGUCCCUCCAGUUCGAAUGAAAAAGAAGCGAAAUAUCAAAGUACCUCUUAGCAAUGAUAAAGAAAAAAUGCUUUUGUAACAAAAUUUAUUCCCCUUAUCUUGUCAAGACUUCGUCCAUUGCGUCCCUUUUAUGGGUGUUUUUGUACCGAAGCUUAAAAACAUUGGCAGAAACUAAUUCGGAUUUUGGGGGUUAAAAAGCUAUACAAAAAGUAAAUUAAUCUCUGUGGAGCCGCUUGCGAUACCGAUGGUCACUUGUAGGUCCUAGUAAAAAGUUGUUACAUGUAGUACCGUAGAGGCGACGCCACCGUGAUAAAAACUAGAAAUUACCAGCUUUGUGCGCCUACAAGCCAUUCCGCCAGUCAGCCAAGCAGCCAGCCAGCCAGCGCCUAGCCUUCCGUGUCUGUAAAACUCCGCUAUUCGCACCAAGAAAUAGACAGUAUGGCUAUCGCAUGGAGCGCCCUCCGUAAGGUUCUGCGCCGCCAGAAAAGGGGAAAUACUCAUCUUGCCUUCGUUAGAUGAUAAACAAAAAUACUCAAGAUUAAGCUAGCCUGGCCUAGGCAGCCCGAUAACAGAUAAAAAGGAAAAGUCGUCGAUAAGAACAAUAUUUAUCCAGUAAUUACUAAAAUACCAAGCUAGAUCAAAAUAUUUUUCUUCGCUUUGCUUUCUCUCUCUCUCUCUCUCUCUCUCUCUCUCUCUCUCUCUCUCUCUCU
This is a messenger RNA of Penaeus monodon (black tiger shrimp), 4720 nucleotides long. It is a transcript of the gene Shab, whose product is annotated as potassium voltage-gated channel protein Shab-like. Gene Ontology annotation, cellular component: membrane; voltage-gated potassium channel complex. NCBI's taxonomy places the organism in Eukaryota, Metazoa, Arthropoda, Malacostraca, Decapoda, Penaeidae. The record is from RefSeq and is a predicted model, not a curated record. The annotation marks the transcript as partial. Gene Ontology annotation, biological process: potassium ion transmembrane transport; protein homooligomerization. Gene Ontology annotation, molecular function: protein binding; delayed rectifier potassium channel activity. The transcript has 8 exons.